AUGGCGGCGUCCCGGGCAUGGCUGGCCCGUGCGACGGCGGCGGCGGUGCUGGGUUUCGUACUGGUGGUGGCGUCAGCUGAGGCGGCAUCGGGGGACGUGGAGAUGGUGUUCCUCAAGGCCGCGGUGGCCAAAGGAGCAGUGUGCUUGGACGGCAGCCCACCGGUAUACCACUUCUCUCCCGGCUCUGGUUCUGGCGCCGAUAACUGGGUGGUUCACAUGGAGGGAGGAGGGUGGUGCAGGAAUCCUGAUGAGUGUGCAGUCCGGAAGGGCAACUUCAGGGGCUCCUCCAAAUUUAUGAGGCCACUCUCGUUUUCAGGGAUAUUAGGCGGCAGCCAAAAAUCCAAUCCUGAUUUCUUCAACUGGAAUAGAGUAAAGAUCAGAUACUGUGAUGGUUCAUCAUUUACUGGUGACGUUGAGACUGUGGACACUGCGAAAAAUCUCCAUUACAGAGGGUUCAGAGUUUGGCGUGCCAUCAUCGAUGAUCUACUUACUGUGAGGGGAAUGAACAAGGCAAAAAACGCCCUUCUUUCUGGAUGUUCAGCCGGAGGUCUAGCAUCAAUACUACAUUGUGACACAUUCGGUGAUCUGUUUCCAGCGACAACAAAGGUCAAGUGUUUUUCUGAUGCUGGAUAUUUUUUCGAUGGGAAGGAUAUCUCUGGGAACUAUUACGCCAGGUCAAUCUAUAAGAACGUUGUGAAUCUACAUGGAUCAGCCAAAAAUUUACCAGCUUCAUGUACCUCAAAGCAAUCACCUGAGUUGUGUAUGUUCCCACAGUAUGUAGUCCCGACCAUGCGCACACCGUUGUUCAUACUUAAUGCAGCCUAUGAUUCGUGGCAGGUCAAGAACGUCCUAGCACCUAGUCCAGCUGAUCCGAAGAAGGCUUGGGCCCAAUGCAAACUUGAUAUCAAGAGCUGCUCCCCCAGCCAACUCACAACCUUGCAAAAUUUCAGGACAGACUUUCUGGCAGCGCUUCCUACAACUCCAUCUGUAGGCAUGUUCAUCGACUCAUGCAAUGCUCACUGCCAAUCAGGAUCCCAAGAUACAUGGCUAGCCGAUGGUUCUCCCACGGUUAAUAAGACGCAAAUUGGCAAGGCAGUUGGGGAUUGGUACUACGAUAGGGAGGUCUCUCGGCAGAUUGAUUGCCCGUAUCCCUGCAACCCAACUUGCAAGAACCGGCCGAAGUAUCUCCGCCUUGUGGUGAACGACUGGGACAGGGGCUACACCAUCUAUAGGGCGGGCGAGGACGGCUUUAGCAGCGACGUCGACGUCGACCCCGACCCGGACGCGCCAUGGCCUGCUGCGUCCCUGCUUGUCCGCAUAGUGGCACAACAUGCUUAUUCGUGGUCCUUCGCCGCCCACGUCACCGGGAUCUUGGCGAUGUAUCCCGUAGAAUCCAGUCGCGGCAUCCCCGCGUUUGACACCGAGGCACUGGCGAUGACGGUGUGCCCAUCCCCAAUGAGCCAUGGGGAUUGUGGCAAACCUUUGUACGCCUCCGCUGGCGGCAGGCUCUGGACGUUCGUCUACCCCAUCCUAGAGGUGCUGGGGCCAGAACCACCAGCCAUGGAGAAGUUGUGGUCAUGGGCCAGCGUCAAGUCGAUGCCGCCAUUUGACUCCUCUCGUGUCAGCAACUAUGCGGUGCACCCGGACGGGCAUACCAUCUUUGUGUCUGUCAGAGGCUACAAGCUCAACCCUGGUUUGAUCCUGCCCAAUCAUGGUGACCUUAGCAGCACCUUCACCUUUGACGUGGAGAGCCUCGAGUGGACCCACGUCGGCGGUUGGAUCUUGCCGUUAAGAGGCCAAGCGUACUAUGACCAUGAGCUAGACGUUUGGGUUGGGCUCUGUAUCCACAAUGAAGGCACCGGGCAUAGCUUGGAGAGGCAUAGGGGUGCCACGUUGGUGUACAUGGACAAUAGCAGGUUCUGCUUGGUAGAGUCCCAGAUGUCCAAGGAUGAUGACUUUUACCCGCGCCUCCGUGUGGUGAAGAUGACCUCCUUCCUGCUCAAGUACGGCAAGGAGGGUGAGCUGCGGGUUACCGGACGUUGCACCUAUGCAUCCAUGGACUACCAGAUCCCUCAUGAACAUGUUGAUCGGUCCCUAGAUCAUGUAGCCUUCUAG
Messenger RNA from Miscanthus lutarioriparius, 2115 nucleotides. The record is from the annotation of a GenBank genome assembly. NCBI's taxonomy places the organism in Eukaryota, Viridiplantae, Streptophyta, Magnoliopsida, Poales, Poaceae.